UCUUGCCACUGACUGAUCAAAGUUAGUUGCCUACGAGCAGUGAUGUGUAUUAGACUGUCGAAGGACAAGUGUAUUUAGAAUACGGGGUACGAGCAAACAUUUACGGAAUCGGGAUUGUUUGGGGAAGGAGAACGGUUUGCUCUGGACCAGUGCGGAUGAUCCACAAAGGAUAAGCGCGUAUACUUGUGCUCUAGCUUUUGUGUAUCUUGAACAAAUUCACGGUGCAGUGAGUGUUAAACUGGGACAUUUUUGGCUGCGAAAAGAAGCUGAAAUAUUCGCGUUGGCGAGAAUGUUGUUAAAGGGAAGAGUGUACGUUUAUAUAUGUCCCUUCUAAGCGAGAGGAAAUUUUACAAGAUGUGAUAAGCGUAAAGCGAAGGAAAAAUAUAACUUUUCUGAGCAAUGAGGAUUGCGCUGGAACGGUCCUCCAGUCCUAGACUGUCAAAAGAAAAUGACAAUCAUAUUUUUGUGGUAAAAUUGUAGCCUCGAGGAUAUCCGUGUGUGGAGAAAGCAAAAGUUGGAUAAAUGCCACCUUGAAAUCAGAAAUACAUCUGUACGCUAGCUGUGGUUGGUACGGUGCUAUUGCUAAAAAUUGUAAUUACUUUAAAAAAGUUAACGGGAAUAUUGUGUAGUAACAUGUGUAGCAAUGUUACACCGUCGUUGUGUCCACCAGUGGAUGCUGAAUGCCGGAGCAAAAUAUACAAUGUGGAAGUUCGCUAUAGUAUAAUUUUCUGGUAAUUGUGUUAAUCCAGGUUAAUGCAUUAAUAGUGUGACCCAAUAAUCAAAAUAAGAAAGUUCCGGAGGAAUCCCAAUCUGUUGCAUUGCCGUUAUUUAUUCCCUACAGUUCACCUUUUGUUACUUCUGUUGAGCAUUUUUGUUUAUUGGAAAUAAAUUCGACGAAACAUGGCCGCGAAGAUAAUUGGUCGAAUGGCAUUACUUUUAGUCGCGGCCACAGUGAUAGGCUUCAGCCGUCUGUCUGGAAUCCAUUCGGCUAUGCUUGGAGGGCUGGUAGCUCCAAUAGAAGUAAUUGAGGAAUGGGGAUGCUAUAGUACCGAAAUUCGGCUAACCUGUGGAGAUCUCGAAUCCAAGCUGGCGAUUUUGGAGGCAAAAUUUACGCCUCGAUGCAGGGAGGAACGAUCCGAGGAUUGUGUUUAUGUGGAUGAAAACAGUGUAGCACAUUCAUUCUCCUCGCGAAAGAUCGACAAGCUGGCUCUCGAGGAGAAGGAAGCUGGCCAACGGUUCCUGCAGACAUUGAGGCGAAAUCACGAACACAAACGAUCCCGCGAGGAAACAAGCCCCUCGGUUGGUGCGGUUCACGAGGCUGGCUCGGCGGAACCAGUAAAUGUGCGUACCGUAAAGGACAAGCGCAGUUCGUUGCGGACCAAGCUGGAGCACCUGAUAGUUAGGUACUUGCGGCGGUUUACCAGCAGCGGCGAGGAUGAAGAGACUGACGAGAGCGGUGGGCAUGAGUCCUCCUCAUCGCGCUACCGCCGUCAGGUGUCGAUUGAUGGCAAUGGCAGUGUCAUAGAUAGUGUCGGUGGUGAUAACUUAACGGACGUGUACGGAAAUAAAGCGUUAGAGAGCUCGGUGGAAAUAACACUGUUAACCAAUAAUGAUACAGAUAGUGGGAACGGUAGUGUUGUGGAAGAUUCGCGAGUGCUUAGUGCGUUACCCAUAAUUGGAACGGAUGUUGUGGAUAGUGUCGACGUGCUCGCUAGCACUGUCGUUGCAAAUGCCGAGGAUAAAAUGUCGAAAUUUACCGAUGACAGUGAUGAGAGUGAAAACUCGCCAGUGAACGACCGGCUGCAUCAUAGGAUGCAUGAAUGCGGCAGCAUGCGAAAGCGCAUUACCCAGUUGGAUAAAUUUGAAAUACAGAAAUCGAUGCAAAAUGAUUCAUUCCACGAGUAUAACAUACGUAAUGCACUCAAUUACAGAUGCUCUGGAAAGAAUCAUUGCAGCUUUGUGUUCUCACAGGACCAUCCGUUUGCCGUUGUAUGGCGAGAAGGAACAAUACGCGUGAAGUAUAUCUGUAUGGAUGACUUUCGCAUCAGCAAGUACUGCGAUGAACACUUAAUUAUCGGUAACGAGGACCAAUGGGAACGACGCCGUGGCAACAGCCACAAAUCCAACAGUGAGCGUGCCGUUUCUGGCGCGGAAGCGAUGCCGGUGAAUGGUGAUAGUACCGCAAAAGGCGGUAGCCUACAGGAGGACUCUGGCGCCGGUAAUGCCAACGACCGACCGGUUGGAUUUACUGAGGAUCGGGAAAGUCAAUGGAGCUACAAUGAUAAUGGAGACUAUGACGACGAGGACGACAAUGAGGAAAGCGAGUACAAUGCAGGGUACGGGAGCAGCCCGAGGGGUGAACCUCGGGCGGAAGCACUGCAGCAGGGACAGCAGCAAAUCCUGCAAAUGCAUUCGUUCCAUAAUCUAAAAAUCCUGAAAGCGUUACCUGGUGAGGAAGCACCGCUUAAUGAGACGGAAAAACAACGGAAACUUGACGCGGAUACUGCUAAUCGGCAACGGCAACGGCAACGGCAAAAAGUUUUCUCCCAGGACUUUCGCGUGCUGAAAAUACUUCCCAGCGAUCUGGACGAAGUGGAAGACAUAAAACAAGUCGGCAAUGAGUACUAUUUUAAAAAAGACAUCGAAGUGAUUGAUGACUCGGAGAACGAAAUCAUCCCUGGUCGCUCUAGGAACGACAGCGCACAGUUUUCGGAAACGCUGGACAUCGUGGUCCUUCCACAGCCCGCCAAGGAUGUCGACGUGUACGAGAGCAAUCUAGACCCGUCCUUAACGAUAGCCGAUAACGUUGGUAAAACCACUGUAAAUAUGAUAGAAUUGAUUUCCCCAACCAUAGGUACGGGGUCAGUGAGCACUACUAGUCAAAAGCAAACAUAUCUAGAUGUAAGUGUACAUUCAACUGCAGUCACAGUUACCGGCAUGGUGAAUGAGGGUCGUGCCACUUUGAAGACAGGAUCGGGGCCUUCCACGCCUCUGACCACUAUGAUGAUGGCCGGUGGUGUGGAAGGCAAAAAGAGUACAGUAAAAUAUCCGGAUGUAGGGUCGAAUGAAAUCGAAGGUAUCGUCAGAUUUUCAAACAAAAGCGAGGACGAAGAUGGAUUUAACUUCAACAACAGAACAUUUAAAAAGAUGCAAGAUGCUGUUUUAAAGGAAAUCAGUGAAAAAGAACCGGCAGGUAGCAACGGUUAUCCAGUGAACUAUGACUUUAAUGAUGGCGAUGAUGAGGAGGAGGACAAUGAUGACAAUGACGAUGACGAUUAUGACGAAUCGGAUAAGAGAAGCCACAGGAAAUAUAUCAGCAUUCAGCGAACGCUGCUCAAGAACCCAUUGAGACAAGGCUUUUUGAUGACCCCCGGCUAUCCCAAGUACUACAUCGGGGACAGCGUCUGCCGGUGGACACUGUAUGCUAGGCAACAGCAGAAAAUUAAGUUAACUAUUUUAGAUUUAGCAUUACGGAUUGAUGAACCGUGUAGGGAUUACAUUGAAAUUAGGGACCUGAACACAAAUCAAACCCUGUUCAGCAGUUGUUCAGAAAGCACUCGUCCGAUUGAGGUCAUCAGUCUACAAGAGCGGCUGGAAGUUAAUGUGCGAACCACAACCAAAGUCGCCUAUCCAAAACGAGGUGUGCUGAUACACUAUUCAGCACUCGGCUGUGAGUUGCCGACACCGACACCGCCGCAUAUGACGCUGGUCCGUCGAAGCGAGCGUCGCGUGAAGUACGUCUGUGAUCCUUUAUACGUGUUCCCCGACACAGCUGAACCCAGUCGCGAGCUAGUCUGCACCAGCAAGCAAACGUGGAAUCGACCGUUACCAGCUUGCGUAGAAAAACGUGCCACCGAAGGCAGUGGACUAGUAUCUCAUUACGAGCAAAAACGUAAGGCCAGCGAUUCCGACAUGUCUGACAAACAAGCGGAUACUGUUUACGAUAUUUUGAUUCCGUCGAUGGUAAUCGCUGCCCUGUUUAUUGUUAACGGCAUCGUCUUCGCAGUCAUAAUGCGCUACAGAAACAAAAGAAAACAACGCCUUGAACUAGACAGUAAGGAACUAGCCGAAUUGUAAAGUCCUUGUUUCUUGGGAAAAUAAAACGAAAUAGAAAAGCAAUCGAGCAACCACGAAAAGCAUGCAAAAAUACUCAGCAGAAAUAAUACACCUUACAAAUAUGAGGCCAUUACCAAACAAGAGAAAGUAACCAACACCACCGUUGCCAGAAUGCCAUAAUACCUUGAAAAAGAAGCUGCCGUGCCAUCCACCCGCACAUUACAAUCGCAAUUUGCUACAUUGAUAGAGUGAAAUAGCAAGACAUGUACGUCCCAACUCGCUGUUCGUGCUUAUACAUUUUGCAGCCGCUUAUUUGUAACAUAAUACAAAUGAUGCUUUUUCAAGGCCAAGGAUUAAGCCAUUCUUAUCUCGAUCCAAAGAGUAGUUCGCAAAAGCUCAGUCAAAAGAUUCUGACGUUCCCUGAAAGAUUAAAACAUACCCACAUAGUCAUAUCAUCAACUCAUCACUAUCAUCACGGUCGACGAAGCGUUAUCACCAGGGAUGAGAAAACCUAAACAUUAUCAUCGCCUGUUAGGCAUUGUCACAGUUCAAUUAUUGUAUUGUCUGAUUGUCUCAAAGAUGGAUUUAGUGACAAGUUAAGAGGCAAUCAUUCAGUUCAAGAGCACGGAGUAUGAUCUCUGUAUAAAGUGAAAAUUAUAGAUCAAUAAAUUAGAAACUAAACCAAAAGAGUAGUAUCUCUAUACACACACACAUACCAAAAUGGUAAAUAUUUUGCACGCUGUAAAGUCAUAUACAAAAAGAAAAAAAACCUUAUAAUAUUGAAACAGAAGCUAAUCGAAAAAAUUUAACAUAUAUUUAUACAUAUGAAAAGCCGCUGCAAUUUUUCGAAAACUUGUUUUCCAACACGUCCUAGUUCACACAAAUCUACAAACAUUUCGUUUUUUUUCCUCUAGGGGAAUAUCAAAAAUUGGAAACUAGUUACAAACGUUUAGGUCAAAGACAAGCAAAUAUUUUCUAAAUUUUUACAAACACGUAUAAAACAACAUCGAUAAAAAAUUACGAUAGCAUACGCUUUUGCUUAUUAUAUGCAACCAUUUACACGCGAGGAUGGCCAAAACGAACGGUGUACCAUUUGUAUGUGUUUCUUUUUCGUUUGUGUGGAUAGUCGGAUUGGUUUCACAACAAAACUAAUAUCAGAGGGUACAGGUAUUUGCGGAGAAGUUUUUUUAACCACUUUGUAGCUCAGAGACUAAUUGAAAGCAACAGCCAAAGAUUAGAUGUUAUCGAAUGCGCCUACACAGCUUUUAGGAGGAAAAUGUGGGUAGGAAAAAAACGUACUGCGUGCUUUAUUCGCUAUAUAUUAUAGGAUACUUGUUGAACUGAGAAAGUAAAAAAAACUGAUAAGGAUAAAGAGCGAAACUUUAAGCAUUUCCGCGGCCAAGCGAUUUGUGAUCGAAUAUAAACAUUGCAAACUGAUGAUGGGAUAGGCUUAUUUUGAUUAUUUAGUGAGCCCCAAUGCGUACACAGUAGCGCAAAACUAAAGAGGAAAAAUACACAAAUAACACAACUAAGUACGUAAUAGUGCAGCCUACAUGUCGUAACGUUCGUAUCUAGAUUUAUUUGGAGAUGUAUCAUUUGACUGUUUCAAGAUCCCGAGCAAUUAAUGAGGACGGCUUCUUUCAUGAUUUUUGGGAAACUUACAUACUAUUAUUUUUCAAACUACAAUAUUGUACUUCCAAGAUGAAAUAAAAUGAAUUGAAAAUA
Wyeomyia smithii (pitcher-plant mosquito) is the source of this 5781-nucleotide messenger RNA. RefSeq lists its product as uncharacterized. Bases 901 to 4077 code for a protein of 1058 amino acids. The record is from RefSeq and is a predicted model, not a curated record. The transcript has 12 exons. NCBI's taxonomy places the organism in Eukaryota, Metazoa, Arthropoda, Insecta, Diptera, Culicidae.